UCUCUGACCGCAAAGUCUUCCGUGGCUCCUCUGAAAAUAAUCUCCCCCUUUUUUUCUUUCUCUCUCCGUUUAUCUCAAUUGAGUUUCCAGCUCUUUUGUUCGCUCUUCUUAUCACUUGGAAAAGGUGAACCCUCGUGUUUUUUUUUUUAUUUUAAUCUUUGCUUUAAUUGUAGUUUUUACCCUUGUGGUCCCUGAUGGCUUCGCACAGUGAUACUCUGGUGGUGUUCUUUGGGGCAACAGCUGGUGAAAAUGGGGGUAAACUGGGUUCGGAUGAGAGGGAAAUAAUUCUCUUGGUGUGGCAAAUUGUGGAUCUACAUGAGAAAAAGGUCGGGAAGCUUCAUAAAUGUUUUGUCAAGCCGGACACCUUGGAGCUGACAGACCAGUGUAAAGAGGAGACUGGGCUGACUGUGGACGACGUCGUCAAAGCUGAGCCACUGGACAAAGUUCUGCAACAGUUCCAGCAGUCAGUGUCAUCAGAAGUAAAAUGCCUUGGCAGGACCACGUACACACUUUGUGUGGACACUCCCCUUGUCAUUCGUCAGGCCCUCCACCCAGAAGCUUCCAAAAAGAAUCUGGUCCUACCUGAAAUAUUCUUUUCAUUUGUGGAUGUGAGAAAGGAGUUUCACAAAUGCUGCCCAAAUGCUGGCCUUGCGCAGAAGCUCACACUCACCUCGAUGUUGGAAUAUGUUGGUCUCCCUGCUGUGUCAGAGGAGUCGAUAGGGGUGAGGGAGGUGAGGAGCAUGGUGGAGCUGACGCUCUGCAUACUGGCUGAGCCCCACAAUCACAAAUUCUCCUGUGUUGAAACAGUGAACUACAAGUUUGACUCAGGCACAUGCAGUAAGACUGAGCCGGUGGACAGUGAGGCUGUGAUCAGAGCACGAGGGCUUCCAUGGCAGUCCUCAGACCAAGACAUUGCUCGCUUCUUUAAAGGCCUCAACAUCGCCAAGGGUGGUGUGGCGCUGUGUCUUAAUGCUCAGGGCAGGAGGAAUGGCGAGGCCUUAGUUCGCUUCAUCAACUCUGAACACCGAGACCUGGCAUUGGAGCGCCACAAACACCACAUGGGCAGCCGCUACAUUGAGGUCUACAAGGCCACAGGAGAGGAAUUCCUCAAGAUUGCUGGAGGUACAUCUAAUGAGGUGGCCCAGUUCCUGUCCAAGGAGAAUCAAGUGAUUAUCCGUAUGCGGGGAUUACCAUUCACUGCCACACCACAGGACGUGUUGGCCUUCCUUGGUCCUGAGAGCCCAGUUACAGAUGGCACCGAGGGUCUGCUGUUUGUUAAGUACCCAGAUGGGCGACCCACUGGUGACGCCUUUGUGCUCUUUUCCUGUGAAGAGUAUGCACAGAAUGCGCUGAAGAAACACAAACAGAUCCUCGGGAAGCGUUAUAUCGAGCUGUUUCGGAGCACUGCAGCAGAGGUGCAACAGGUUCUGAACCGCUACAUGUCCACACCUCUGAUCUCCACACUGCCCCCUUCGCCAAUCAUGCCUGUCCCAGUCCUCACAACACCUCCGUUCCUUCCAGCAGCCAGCAGCACUCGCGACUGCGUACGCCUCCGUGGUCUGCCCUACACUGCUGGCAUUGAAGAUAUCCUGGAGUUCAUGGGAGAGCACACUGUUGACAUCAAACCCCACGGAGUCCACAUGGUCCUCAACCAACAGGGACGGCCCUCUGGUGAUGCCUUCAUCCAGAUGAAGUCACCUGACAAGGCAUUUAUGGUAGCCCAAAAGUGCCAUAAAAAGACAAUGAAGGACCGGUAUGUGGAAGUCUUCCAGUGCUCCACAGAGGAAAUGAGCAUUGUCCUGAUGGGUGGAACUCUGAACCGCAGCGGCCUCUCCCCACCCCCCUGCAAGCUUCCCUGUCUGUCUCCCCCCACUGCCUAUGCUGCAUUCCCCACUCCACCUGCCAUUCUCUCUGAAGCUGCCCUCUACCAGCCUCCCCUGCUUGCCGCUCCCAGACCUCCUCAAACCACCGCACACAGCCCUGCUCACACUCUGGCAUACUACCCCCCUCAGCCACAUCUCUAUAUGAACAUGAACAUGAACUACACUGCCUAUUACCCCAGCCCUCCAGUGUCUCCCUCCACAGUUGGCUACUUUGCAGCUUCACCUGCAGUGGCAGCAGCAGUUGCAGCUCAGCCCCACCAUGCUGCAGCUGCCGCCUCUCCUGUAUUACCCCAGCAUGGUGCCCUGGUCAGGAUGCAGGGUCUGCCCUACAAUACUGGAGUCAAGGACAUCCUCAGCUUUUUCCAGGGAUACCAGUACGCCCCUGACGAGUACAGCGGCAUGGUUCAGAUGAGCGAACAGGCCAGGAGUCUGAUUCAGCCCAAAGAAUGGCUCUGUCUUUAGGGACUCGCCCCAAGCUUCAGCCAGACGCCGUUCUCAUCUUGUAUAACUUCAGUGGGCAAUGCAGCGGCGAGGCCUUGAUCACCUUCCCCAGUGAGGAGAUCGCCAGGCAGGCUGUAGCCGAGCGCUCCAACCACCCCUUCUAUGGGCAGCAGGUCCACUUGGCCUUCUGUAACUGACCACUAGCCCUCCAUCUCCUUCCACCUCGCUCAAUUUAGCAUCCCACCAAAGAGCACUCUCCUGCAAACACCUCUUCAACCUCAGGUUACUCUGUCAAACAGCUAUUGCUCCUCUCAUUUUUCCACGAUCUGCUUUUCACACCUGACACUACUGGUCCUGGCACUCCUGAAGCUGCUGUUGGAAUUUGAGCAUCUACUUACGCUCAGAUUUUCAGGUUCAUGUCACUUUGUGGAUGUCAUGUAUAGCAUUUCUAUGUGUUUGCACCAACUGUAAUAGCUGGUUGUGGAGAAGAGAGAGUAAGGAGUGUGGACAGAUCAUAUCAGUGUCUCUACAAACCUAAAUGUGGAUGAUCAUUUAAAUGCACACUGCAUGUGUUCCCCAUAAAACUGUACAGAUGUUCAUCCUGGAAUGCUUGAGGAUGUAAAAAAAAAAAACAAAACAAACAAAAACAAAAUACAAAAACAACCAACUUCUACACACAGUCAUUUAUGUAUAUUUCUAAAUUUUCACUUUGCAGCAGUGUGGGAUUUCCUGUGUGUUCGCUCUGUGCAAGCACAGCUGCGUGCAUGCGUAGGCUUUUGUUUAUUAUCUGGUGGCCUGCAGCAGUGUAUUUGUAACACUGAAAAGAGAAAAAGCCAUAAAGUGUGACUUAGACUACUGAAAGAGAGUAUAACUGUACACUUGUACUUGUAAACUGUCAUGAAUUAAUUUGACAUAACUUUGAGCUUCAGGGACUACUAGUUUAUACACAGCUGUGCAAGAGGAGCAACUAAUGCACAACUUCUGUUUUCUAUUAAAAAAAACAUUUAUGUACAACAUACUGUCAUCCUAUUUAGACUUUUUCCAAGCACUACAAAUUUCUUUUUGCUUCAGUCAGACUUGAAGAACUGAGUGUCUUUAACAGAGUAGCACAAUAAAAUAAUUAUAUUUUUAUUAAUGUCAUUUCUUUACAAAAACUAAGAUUUUGUUAUCAAAUGAACAUGUGUUUCCUAAAGUUGUUUAUAAUUAGCUACUGUAUGUCUUUUGUUCUUGUCUCCAGAAUAUUUAUGUCUGUCUGUAGCAUGCUUUAAUUCCUAUCAGAGUACUGUGUAAAGCUGCAUGAGUUUUUCCUGUGGCAGGCCCUCUGACAGCUCACUUAGUUUUUCACCUUUACUGCGCCUACAUCACCCAGAGUGCUAUACUGGCCCAAAAGAGGCUAGGGCAACCUCUGGUGGCAGAGGAGAUAUUUCUUUUUGUAGCAAGUUUGAGACUUGCCUGAAUUUAGAUCUAUGUAUAGACUGUAAAGAAUAAAAAGUGUUGACAAUGA
Haplochromis burtoni (Burton's mouthbrooder) is the source of this 3828-nucleotide messenger RNA. RefSeq names its product epithelial splicing regulatory protein 2 (gene esrp2). The transcript has 16 exons. Gene Ontology annotation, molecular function: mRNA binding. Lineage: Eukaryota; Metazoa; Chordata; Actinopteri; Cichliformes; Cichlidae. The coding region runs from base 195 to 2345 and encodes 716 amino acids. Gene Ontology annotation, cellular component: nucleoplasm; ribonucleoprotein complex. The record is from RefSeq and is a predicted model, not a curated record. Gene Ontology annotation, biological process: regulation of RNA splicing.